AUCAACGCACACUUCCAAUCUCAGAAACAAACUCUUAGUUCUCAUAGCAUCUGACAAAAUGGCGUCUCCUGAAGGACCCGUAACGCAAUCCGUCACAACUCUCCUCAAGCCCGGCCUUAGGCUUGGCGAUGACAACGAGAGUCCAGAGAACCAAGAAUUCAUACGCCUCAACAAAUUGCUCAAAGCUCAACCGGGAUGCCUUUCUCAAUACUGGGGCCAUCAAGUUGAGAACCCGAAUAUCUUCAUGUGGUUAAUCGAUUGGGAAUCUAAGCCGAUCUACAAUACUUUCCGCGAAAGUCCCGCUCAUGAUGACAUUGCUGGUGGUGUGGGAAAGCUAAUGCAAUUUGAUCUUGAUUCUGCACCGGUAUUCGUUACAUUUACCAAAUGGGACAAAGACGCAAAAGCCGCUCUCAAGGCGCCAGUAACAGAGUUCGCGUACUUUAAGCUCCCAGAUGGAGCGGGGGAGAAAGAGGAAAAUGAGUGUCGCGAGUUGUUGAGUACGAUUCCGGAUUAUGUUACGACGGUUGGGAAGGCGUUGGGGAGUGCGACUGGCUGGGUUUUCCUCGUCGAGCCAGAGAGUGCCAAGGCUCCCUGGCUACAUGGCGUUUACGGAUGGCAGGAUAUAGAAGCUCAUAUGAGGUGGAGGGAGAUGCCAGAGAUCCAGGCGCCGGUGAAAGUCUUUAUGGAGGCGGGAAAGAAGGGAUUGGCGUUGGUUCCUGCGGUGGAAGUACCAGGAAUCAAUAAGGAGACGGGAUGGUUUCAUGUGCGUUUUCAUCAUGAUGAUUGAUGGAGAUGAUGAGAAAGGAGAGGCAAGGAGGAGAAGUCUUGGAGCAUUAUGCUCCAUGAAAGUGAAAGUGAAAUUUAUGCAACACUGAUUGGCAGGCACCGGGGGCAAUGAACAUCACAGUAGGCUUCAAGAUCUCUUGGUUUCAUCAAGUCUCUCACGUGCUAAGCCUUC
Molecule: messenger RNA, 958 nt
Organism: Mollisia scopiformis
Lineage: Eukaryota; Fungi; Ascomycota; Leotiomycetes; Helotiales; Mollisiaceae
Exons: 5
Coding region: 59-787 (242 amino acids)
Source: RefSeq, a predicted model, not a curated record